This is a messenger RNA of Acipenser ruthenus (sterlet), 1974 nucleotides long. Its product is annotated as KH domain-containing, RNA-binding, signal transduction-associated protein 3-like. Gene Ontology annotation, molecular function: mRNA binding. NCBI's taxonomy places the organism in Eukaryota, Metazoa, Chordata, Actinopteri, Acipenseriformes, Acipenseridae. The record is from RefSeq and is a predicted model, not a curated record. Gene Ontology annotation, biological process: regulation of alternative mRNA splicing, via spliceosome. Gene Ontology annotation, cellular component: nucleus. The coding region runs from base 313 to 1350 and encodes 345 amino acids. The transcript has 9 exons.
GAAACAACAGGAGGAGCCAGAAGGCUUGUUUUCAGAAGGGAGUCCGGGUUAGGAGGCUCGGUUGAGAGCGUAACGCAGCAGAGUACUCAGUAUGCUGACGGGACUGUACUGUACUCAUUAAAAGAGAAACAAGGACGCGAAUCGUUUUAACUUCUGCUAUCGAACUACUGCUAAUACAGCUUCACUGAUAAAUGUAAACAGGUGUUUUUAUCUUCUGGGGAACAUACAGCGGAAGAGGAAUACAUAUUUUGCAUAUUUGUUUUGUAUAUCUUUUUAUUAUUGUUAUUAUUUUGGACAAAAGAACAAUACGGGAUGGAUAGUGAAAAGUACUUACCGGAGCUGAUGGCAGAGAAGGAUUCACUGGAUCCAUCUUUCCUGCACGCUUUACGACUGGUCAAUCAAGAAAUUGAAAAAUUGCAGAAAGAUGAAGAGAAAGAAGAUGAAAAGUUCAUUGACGUAGUUAUCAACAAGAAUAUGAAGCUAGGACAGAAAAUAUUGAUACCAGUGAAACAGUUCCCCAAAUUUAACUUUGUUGGCAAACUCCUGGGCCCACGUGGGAACUCCUUGAAGAGGCUACAGGAAGAGACCCUCACGAAGAUGUCCAUCCUUGGAAAGGGCUCCAUGAAAGAAAAAGAAAAGGAGGAAGAGCUUAGAAAGAGUGGAGAAGCCAAAUACCAGCAUCUCAGCGAGGACCUCCAUGUGCUGAUUGAAGUAUUUGCUCCACCAGCAGAAGCAUAUGCCAGAAUGGGACAUGCAUUAGAUGAGAUUAAAAAGUUCCUCAUUCCAGAUUACAAUGAUGAAAUCAGACAGGCACAGCUUCAGGAGCUGACGUAUCUCAAUGGAGGUUCAGAAGAUGCAGAAGUGCCAGCAGUCAGAGGGAAACCAAUAGCAAGAGGCAGAGGCACACCCACACCAGGGCUGCCCAGGGGCAGAGGAGGGAUCCCCCCACCCCAGACAGUGGUACCCCGUGGUGCUCCUGCCCCCAGGUCAGCCCCUCCAGGUCGAGUUCCCAUGACAACAGGACGUGGCCUCCCUGCACCGAGAGCCAGAGGGGCCCCCCCACCUGCUGGAUACAGACCUCCCCCACCCCCUGCACAGGAAACCUAUGGAGAAUACGAGUACGACGAUGGAUAUGGCACAGCCUUCGAUGAUCAAGGUUACGAUUCCUAUGACAACAAUUACAACGAUCAAGGUCAAAAUGCAAGUGAUUACUAUGACUACGGACAUGGGAUAAACGAAGACUCCUACGAUUCUUACGGCCAAGAAGAAUGGACUAACACUCGUCACAAAGCGCCUCCAGUGAGAACAGCGAAGGGAGUUUACAGAGAGCAGCCGUACUCCAGAUACUGAACUCCGAGAAACCGAGUCUUGUCUGCUGUUCAAAGGAAUGGCUUUUCUAUGAACAACCCCUCAUUUUUAUUACAAAAACAAACACAUGCAAACCAAGUUGUGAACUGCUUACAAACCCUAAAGGAGCCUGGAAUGUUGGAUUGACCAUAGCUGUGGAGCCAUCAAGCAACUGGUUACUCUCUGUAAUGGGAAACCAUUUUCGGGGAAAGAAAAUAUUUAUGUUGAAAGAUAUAGGUAAACUAACCAUUUAUUAUUGACUAGUAUUUAACAAAAAAAUAUGAUACAAGGCUAGUUUUUGCUAGAGGUAGAAAUGUUUUCUAAUAUGGUAUUUUAACUUCAAAUGUAGUCUUUUUUUAAUUAUGCAGGAUUGGGGUAAAAAAAAAAAAAAAAGGAUUUCUUAGUUUAGUUUUAUUUAUUUAUUUUUUGGGUUGUUUGGAGAUUGGGAGGGUGGGUCUAGCUUCAUCUCUUGUACAUUUACCUAAACAGGACAGACAAUAAUAAUAACCUCAAGAUGCAAACGAUGCUGUAUUCUUUUUUUUUGUAACCAAAGUCUUCAAAUGUUCUGUAGUGUUGAGCAAUGAGCUUCUUCUUGCUUGAUGCUAAAUAAAACUUUUGAAAGAAAAU